AGCACGAGGUUAAGAGGCCGACAUGCCCCGAAAGAUGAUAUCGGAUCUUAUCAGACGGCGAUAUUAACAUAUCAUAUUGAUUGGCGAAGAUCACUGGAUCCAAUUACCUAAAUAUUUUCCGGAGUUACCCCAACAAGAGCCAUGCCCUGAUGGAUAUGCGCUGAUCCCACCCUUCUCUCCCCCUAAAUCAACUAUGCAGUUGGAGUAUGUCUCUCGCAUCACGAUCCUCGCAUGCUUCAAAGACAGAUGCCAAGACGAAUUGGAGUUUCUCCAAGACCUUGGUGCCUGGAUUGGCUCCAUUGAUAUGCGAUUCUCAUUACGUGAAAUGCCUCAUCUAUGGGAAACCACUUUCGCUGUGAUCUUCUUACUGCGCCACUUAUCUGGCGUAGACAACCAUGUAUCGAAUGCGUGGGUUUCUCCACGAUAAGGCAACUAUCACCAAUAAUUCUUUCUUGGUAGACGACGGGGAAUAAAUCGGCCAACGCGUGUGAAAGGGCCGGACUUGGACGCACUAUAUAACUGACAGGUCUUCCAAAAAUGUUGGUUCUGUUCUCCAGAGCAAGCUCAACUUUCAAUUCCCUCUUCAAAGCUCUGAGCAACCAAGCAGCAGGAUGGGUCUCACUUUCAAAGCUCUUGCCGUGUCGGCCUUGGCUGCUAUCAGCCAUGCUUCGCCUCUCCUGUAUCCUCGAGCCACGGACUCGAACAUCACCUAUGUGUUCACCAACCCCAAUGGUCUGAAUUUCACGCAGAUGAACACCACCCUGCCAAACGUCACCAUCUUCGCGACAGGCGGCACAAUCGCCGGCUCCAGCGCCGACAACACCGCAACAACGGGCUACAAAGCCGGCGCUGUCGGGAUCCAAACGCUGAUCGAUGCAGUCCCGGAAAUGCUGAAUGUCGCUAACGUUGCCGGCGUGCAAGUAACCAACGUCGGCAGCCCAGACAUCACUUCCGACAUUCUCCUGCGCCUCUCCAAACAGAUCAACGAGGUCGUCUGUAAUGACCCCACCAUGGCCGGUGCAGUCGUCACCCACGGCACUGACACGCUCGAAGAAUCUGCCUUCUUCCUCGACGCCACGGUCAAUUGCCGCAAGCCCGUGGUUAUCGUCGGUGCCAUGCGUCCGUCAACCGCCAUCUCCGCCGAUGGCCCCCUCAACCUCCUGCAAUCCGUCACCGUUGCCACAAGCCCCCAGGCUCGAGACCGUGGCGCCCUGAUCGUCAUGAACGACCGCAUCGUCUCGGCUUUCUACGCCUCCAAGACGAACGCUAACACCGUCGAUACCUUCAAGGCCAUCGAAAUGGGUAACCUGGGCGAAGUCGUCUCCAACAAACCCUACUUCUUCUACCCUCCGGUCCAGCCAACAGGCAAAACAGAGGUAGAUAUCCGGAACAUCACCUCCAUCCCUCGAGUCGACAUCCUCUACUCAUACGAAGACAUGCACAACGACACCCUCUACUCCGCCAUCCAAAACGGCGCAAAGGGCAUCGUCAUCGCCGGCUCCGGCUCCGGCUCCGUCUCCACCCCCUUCAGCGCCGCCAUCGAAGAUAUCACCACCGAACACAACAUCCCCAUCGUAGCCAGUACGCGCACCGGAAACGGGGAGGUGCCGUCCUCUGACGAGUCGAGCCAGAUCGCAAGCGGGUAUUUGAACCCUGCGAAGGCGCGCGUUCUGCUUGGUUUGUUGCUCGCGGAGGGGAAGGGCGUCGAGGAGAUGAGAACGGUUUUUGAGCGGAUUGGAGUUGCUUGAAAUUUUUUUUUUUUUUUUUCUUCUACUGAUUGAGUUUGCUUGGUUGGUUUGGGCUCUGGGGUUGAGGGCUGUGUAUUAUAUAGAGAUUUGAUGGUUAUUUUUUCCCCUGGGAGGGGGGUUGUAUAUAGAUUAUAGAGUUAUGGAUGGGAUAGAUUAUAGAUUUUAUAGAGAUUUUGUUGAUUUGGGGUUUGGGUGUGG
This is a messenger RNA of Aspergillus caelatus, 1946 nucleotides long. Its product is annotated as asparaginase ahrA. Lineage: Eukaryota; Fungi; Ascomycota; Eurotiomycetes; Eurotiales; Aspergillaceae. Bases 612 to 1748 code for a protein of 378 amino acids. Gene Ontology annotation, molecular function: asparaginase activity. The transcript is spliced from 3 exons. The record is from RefSeq and is a predicted model, not a curated record.